AUGAAUGUUUCUUGGUUAGCCACUACUGAAAAUACAUUCAACAAUGUCUAUGAUCCUCUGUAUGGUCUUGAUUUAGGGAUCUCACCGAUUAAAACGGAAGAAGAAAAAGAGCUGCAAAUUGAAGCAAGCCCACUUUUGAUUGUACUCAUAACAAUGUGUGGAAGAAUGGCUAAUGUAGUUGGCACGAUGAAGUUGUACAAGGGCCUUGGGAAGUUCUUCUCAGACAGGAAACGAAAAAAGUUCAGAAAAGCUACAGAACGAGUGCAAAAUGGAGAGACAGAAGUGGAGAUUACAGAAAUAUUUGCAGACUGUUGCCAAUGUUUUUAGCA
Molecule: messenger RNA, 329 nt
Organism: Strongylus vulgaris
Lineage: Eukaryota; Metazoa; Nematoda; Chromadorea; Rhabditida; Strongylidae
Source: the annotation of a GenBank genome assembly